UGUGAAAAUCAUGAAAAAAUUCACACUGGGGAGAAACGCUAUGUAUGUAGGCAAUGUGGCAGAGCUUUUGGCACAAAAUUUAAUUGUGAAAAUCAUGAAAAAAUUCACACUGGGGAGAAACCCUAUGUAUGUGAUCAAUGUGGGAAAGCUUUCAGCAGACACAGUCAUUUUCAAAUACACAUAAGAAUUCAUACUGGGGAGAAACCCUAUGUAUGUAAGCAAUGUGAGAAAGGAUUUAGUACACACAGUCAUUGUAAGAGACAUGAAAGGACUCACACUGGGGAGAAACCCUAUGUAUGUCAGCAUUGUGGGAAAGCUUUCAGCACACAAUUUAAUUGUCAAAAUCAUGAAAGAAUUCACACCGGAGAGAAACCCCAUGUCUGUAAGCAAUGUGGGAAAGCAUUUAUUACACACAGUCAUUGUAAAAUACAUGAAAGAACUCACACUGGGGAGAAGCCCUAUAUAUGUAAGCAUUGUGGGAAAGCUUUUAUCACACAUGGUAGUUGUCAAAUACAUGAAAGAAUUCACACUGGGGAGAACCCCUAUGUAUGUAAGCAAUGUGGGAAAACUUUUGGCACAUAUAGUCACUGCAAAAGACAUGAAAAAAUCCACACUGGUGAGAAACCCUAUGUGUGUCAGCAAUGUGGGAAAGCUUUCAGCAGACACAGUCAUUUUCAAAUACAUAUAAGAACUCACACUGGGGAGAAACCCUACAUAUGUAAGCAAUGUGGGAAAGCAUUUAUUACACACAGUCAUUGUAAAAUACAUGAGAGAACUCACACUGGGGAGAAACCCUAUGUAUGUAAGUAUUGUGGGAAAGCUUUCAGUGCACAAGGUAAUUGUCACAACCAUGAAAAAAUUCACACCGGGGAGAGACCUUAUGUAUGUGAUCAAUGUGGGAAAGCUUUCAGCAGACUCAGUCAUUGUAAAAUACAUGAAAGAACUCACACUGGGGAGAAACCCUAUGUAUGUAAACAAUGCAAGAAAGGAUUCAUCUCCAAAGAUAGUUGUAAAAGGCAUGAAAUGACUCACACUGGGAAGAAAACCUAUGCAUCUUAUUUGGGAUAG
Messenger RNA from Heterocephalus glaber (naked mole-rat), 1068 nucleotides. The record is from RefSeq and is a predicted model, not a curated record. Lineage: Eukaryota; Metazoa; Chordata; Mammalia; Rodentia; Bathyergidae.